This is a messenger RNA of Loxodonta africana (African savanna elephant), 831 nucleotides long. RefSeq names its product PTTG1 regulator of sister chromatid separation, securin (gene PTTG1). Gene Ontology annotation, cellular component: nucleus; cytoplasm. NCBI's taxonomy places the organism in Eukaryota, Metazoa, Chordata, Mammalia, Proboscidea, Elephantidae. The record is from RefSeq and is a predicted model, not a curated record. The transcript has 6 exons. Bases 138 to 743 code for a protein of 201 amino acids. Gene Ontology annotation, biological process: chromosome organization; homologous chromosome segregation.
GCGUCCAGCCCCCACCACGCCGCCUGGGCUGACGAACCAAUAGGGGCGCUAGUUGUAGUUUAAACGCCGAGCGUGGCGCGACCGCGGGCGGCUGAGUCUCGGGUGAAUUUGGCUGUUGAGAUCGAGAGUAAUCCAGAAUGGCUACUCUGAUUUUUGUUGAUAAGGAAAAUGGAGAAGUAGGCACUCGUGUUGCUCCCAAGGAUGGACUGAAGCUGGGAUCUGGGUCUUUCAAAGCCUUAGAUGGGAAAUCUCAGGUUUCAACACCACAUAUUGGUAAAAUAUUUGAUGCGCCAUCUGCCCUACCUAAACCUGCCAGAAAGGCUUUGGGAACUGUCAACAGAGCUACAGAAAAGUCAGGAAAGACUAAUGGACCCCUCAAACAAAAGCAGCCAAUCUUCUCUGCCAAGAAGAUGACUGAGAAGACUGGUAAAGCAAAAAGCUCAGUUCCUGCUUUGGAUGACGCCUAUCCAGAAAUAGAAAAAUUCUUUCCCUUCAAUCCUCUAGAUUUUGAGAGUUUUGAUCUGCCUGAAGAGCACCAGAUUGCACACCUGCCCUUGAAUGGAGUGCCACUCAUGAUCCUUGAUGAGGAGAGGGAACUCGAAAAGCUCUUAGACAUGGGUCCCCCCUCACCUGUGAAGAUGCCUUCUCUGACAUGGGAGUCUGAUUUGUUGCAGUCUCCUUCAAGCAUUCUGUCGACCCUGGAUGUUGAAUUGCCACCUGCUUGCUAUGACUUAGAUGUUUAAGCUUCUAGUGCUUUAUAGUUUCCAUGUAUUUUUUUUUUAUUAUUAUUAAUAAAGCUGUUCUUUAUUUAAGACUUUUCCUAAUAUUGUG